Messenger RNA from Ipomoea triloba (trilobed morning glory), 2274 nucleotides. RefSeq names its product pentatricopeptide repeat-containing protein At2g36240. Gene Ontology annotation, molecular function: protein binding. The record is from RefSeq and is a predicted model, not a curated record. NCBI's taxonomy places the organism in Eukaryota, Viridiplantae, Streptophyta, Magnoliopsida, Solanales, Convolvulaceae. Bases 58 to 1476 code for a protein of 472 amino acids. The transcript is spliced from 3 exons.
UUGGGACUGUGAAUAUAAACUGGGAGCAUUUAAAAUCUGAACCCGAAGAGUGAAACAAUGGCUUACCGGAAACUCCCAAAACAUGUACAGAAAUCCGCCGCCGUUCACAGCCCAACUCCGCCGUCUGUUCUUCAGCUAUCGGUUCUCGACACUGCCGUCGGCGCUCUGUCUCCGGCCACGCAAACGCAGUUUACCCGCCUCGUGAAGACCCACUUAAAGCCUUCAUUCACACCCAAAGAUCUCCUCUCCUUCAUCAAAAAGCACAUCCAUUAUCACCCAACCCUAACCCACCUCGACUUCCACCUCUUCCGCCAUGCCGCCUCCGUCGACUCCUUCCGCCACGACCACUCAACUCUCGAAUGGAUGGCCCGGACGCUCGCCGUCUCGCACCGCCUCGACUCGCUCUCAUCUCUCCUCCAAUUCAUCGCCGCCAAUCCCUGCCCCUGCGCCGACGGUAUCUUCUCUUGCCCUAGAACUGAACCGAUUUUCCGUUUUGCUAUUAACGCUUACUGCAGAUCCGGUAGAUUCGACGAUGCACUGCUUGCAUUUGAUACUAUGAAGCGCUUGAUUGAUGGAAAGCCCGAGGUAGCUCUGUAUAAUAUUAUGAUUCAUGGAUUUCUUAAAUUUAGGCAUUACGAUAGGGCUCUUGAGUUUUAUGAUAGAAUGAUUAAGGAUCGAAUCAAGCCUGAUCUUAUUACUUUCAAUACCUUGAUCAGUGGCCAUUGUAGAAAUUCACAGUUAGGGUUAGCAUUGCAGAUGUUCAGGGAGAUGAAAAACUAUGGUUGUGUACCAAAUGUGGUUAGCUUUAACACUUUGAUUAAGAGGUUUCUUUGGGAAGGGAAGAUUGAGGAGGGGAUUGGGAUGGCUUAUGAGAUGAUUGAAUUGGGGCAUGAGAUGUCAAGUGUGAGUUGUGAGAUUUUGGUUGAUGGGCUUUGUAGAAAGGGGAUGAUCAAUAAAGCUUGUGACUUGUUGGUCGAUUUUUCGAGGAAAGGAGUAAUGCCAAGCGGGUUCGAUUACUUUGCUGUAGUUGAGAGGCUGUGUGGUGAAGGUAAUGUGGGGAGAGCAAUGGAGUUGGUUAAUGAGUUAUGGAGGAAGGGGAACACUCCAAGUCUAAUUGCUUGUACAACCUUGAUUGAAGACUUGAGAAAGGCGAGACGGAUUGAAGAAGCGUCUAAGCUUGUAGGAGAUAUGCUACGCAAAUGUAUAGUUCCUGAUGGCGUGACCUUUAAUUGUCUGCUCAGUGAUAUGUGUAAUGCUGGGAAAAGCGUGGAAGCGAAUAAGUUGAGGAUGUUGGGUUCUAGUAAGGGAUUGCGGCCUGAUGCCAUGACAUAUAGUAUUUUGAUAUCUGGGUUUACCAGGGAGGGUAAAAGUAAAGAGGGAGAAAUUCUAGUGGAUGAGAUGUUGGAUAAUGGGUUUAUACCAGAUAUUUUUACUUAUAACAGGUUCAUGAACGAACUCGCAAAAGCAAAAUGUUGAUACCGAGUUAGCAACAAUUAUCUUUGAUGGAGACAAUGCUACUGAUUUCACUUUCAGCAGUUAUUUAGGUUCUUAUAUGCUAAAUGCCUGUUGAGUGUUGAUGUUAUCUUUGGUACAAGAGGUUGAUGAAUAAGCUCAGGGAUUGCUAAACAGGAAAGGCCAAAAGUAAGAUGUGCAUAGUAUAACCAAUACCUCUCAAUCUUUCUAGUGAAGUGAAGGUUAAUAUCAUCUAUGACAGUAAUUGGAUCCAGUGGGGAAUCUUCGUUUUAUGCAGCAACAAGCCCGGUCUUGAUUUGGUACAAAACCAUUUCCAUCUCCUCUGAUUUUGUUUGCAUCAUUUGUGAUCCUUUGCUUCUGCUUUUGUAUGCAUCAUUUUGGUCUUGAUUUGGUAAUAUUUGCAGCUUCUAAGUGCACAGGUCACAUGAUGAUACUAUGAAAAGAACUUUUGUUGGACAAGGAGUCGUAUGAGCAAGAUUAUGGUCCCAUAUUUGGGAGCAAAGGUUCCAUGUCCAUGAUGCUGGUCGCUGGGGAUUCUGAAUACAUGGUUCGAAUUUCCAUCGCAAGUUGCCCGGUCAGUCUUCCGGGUUUCAUCCUUCAUGUAUGCUCAGCGCACAACAGACCUUUAUCAUCUCUGAUCGAUUAAGGUCUCCCAAUGACCCUAAGGUGAACAGCUGGAUUCGAAUUCUUAUAGUGCUAUUUGAACAAGACUUUAUGAAUUGUGAAUUGUGAUCGGUCAAAGUGUCAAACCAAUCGCAAGUUGUCCUUCAGUCUCCAAUAUGGUUUCUCUUAUUUUAUGGC